Leguminivora glycinivorella is the source of this 1994-nucleotide messenger RNA. Its product is annotated as proton-coupled amino acid transporter-like protein pathetic. The record is from RefSeq and is a predicted model, not a curated record. NCBI's taxonomy places the organism in Eukaryota, Metazoa, Arthropoda, Insecta, Lepidoptera, Tortricidae. Gene Ontology annotation, cellular component: vacuolar membrane. Gene Ontology annotation, molecular function: amino acid transmembrane transporter activity. Gene Ontology annotation, biological process: amino acid transmembrane transport. The transcript has 10 exons. Bases 219 to 1643 code for a protein of 474 amino acids.
UGUUCUACUUGAGGUCAACAAGCCUUCAAUGCAAUCAUGAGUUGGACUUUUUUAUUAAAUUUCGAGUUCAGUUUUCCUUCGGUUGUAGUCGAAUAAGCACAGUGCAGGCGUAUAUUUUGGUAUAGUGAAAUGGUGUUUGUUUAUAAAUAUUCUAUUUGACCGUGUGUAUCGUUGUGGGUUCAAUACUGGGUACAAAAAAAAGUAAGUUUGUUAUCAACAUGGACAAAAAAAUUGAGGAAAACAACUUCAACUCCACAGCCAAUUUAAAAGACAACCCGGGUUUUAAAUCAUCGUUGAGUAUAGCUACGACUGAUGGACAUAAUGAGAAGGCAUACAACCCGUUUGAACACCGUGAUCUCCAGCACCCUAACUCUACAAUAGGCUCAGUACUUCACCUACUGAAGGCAUGCCUGGGAUCCGGCAUAUUGGCUAUUCCGGCAGCGUUCAAGAACUCUGGUAUCGUGGCUGGCACUAUCGGGACCUUCUUGGCUGGACUCAUCUGCACACACACUGUAGCUGUUUUGGUUAAAAUAUCACAAGAAGUAUGCGUGGAUGCUAAGAGGCCGUCUAUGAGCUUCUCUGAAACGUGUGCUGCGGCGUUCGCAUACGGCCCGAAAAAGAUGAGGCCAUGGAGUAGCUUUAUCAAACUGCUGGUGGACUUUUCGCUGCUACUGACGUAUAUAAGCGUCCUGUGUGUGUACGUUGUGUUCAUCGGGUCAUCGUUUAAAGAGGUAAUUGACGUCCUGUUACCCGAAUCGCAGCUAUCGAUCCAGACAUACUGCGUCCUCACCUUAGUACCCCUAGUACUCCUUUGCCAAAUCAGGAACCUCAAGUACUUGGUCCCCGUUUCUGCCCUGGCGAAUGCUCUUAUCGUCAUUGUAUUUGGCAUCACCAUGUAUUAUAUUUUCUCCGACUUGCCACCGAUCAGCGAGAGAGAGAUGGUUGCUAAAGUUUCACAAUGGCCUCUGUUCGUUAGUACUGUUAUAUUUGCCAUGGAGGGAAUCGGAGUGGUUAUGCCCGUAGAAAACGAGAUGAAGAAGCCCCAGCAGUUCCUCGGAUGUCCAGGCGUCUUAACCGUUUCCAUGGUGAUAGUUAUAGUACUGUACGCUAUUUUCGGAUUCUUUGGAUACUUGCAGUACGGGGACGCAGUAAAAGGAAGCAUUACUUUGAAUUUGCCGGAACACGAUAAAAUCGCACAGGCUACGAAGUUGUUAAUGGCUAUCGUUAUAUACUGCUCGUUCCCUCUACAAUUAUACGUGUCUAUGGAGAUCAUAACAAGGUUGACUAAAAGCCAUCUGUCCACCAAAUUUGAAAACGCCUUUCAAAUCACCAUCAGGACUGUCAUCGUAAUAUUGGCAGUGGGUGUUGCUGCAGCCUUUCCGAACUUAGAGUUGGUGAUCAGCUUCGUCGGCGCAGUCUUUUUCUCUACCCUUGGUCUUCUCUUUCCCGCCAUCAUCGAAAUCGUCUACCGCUGGGAUCGAGGCACUGGCCGAUUCAACUACAUAAUUUACAAGAACAUCUUGAUAGCAACCGUGGCUAUCGUAGCCCUAGUGUCAGGAGCGUAUGUGUCUGUCGUGGGACUGAUCGAUCAAUUUAUCAUUGGACAUGUCCCAGUGCAUAAUGAUACCGAAACGAAAUUGUAAAUGAAAAUAUUUAGCGGUUUAUUGAAACUUCAGUGUCAAAUGUACCUAAAUGCAAUCGUAGUUCUGUGUAUCGGGAGUCUAUUUCAUCAGUAAUGUGUCUGAUGCUGAUGAUGAAUGUAUUAUUGGACACGUCAUAAGUACAUAAUGUUACCUUUACGAAAUCGUAAAUAUUAUUAUGCAAGAUGAAAAUGAAAAUGUGUAGCGGUUUACCGUAAAAUUUCAUGUCUCAUAUUAGUUAAGGUAUUAAUUUAAAUAUAGGAUAAGAUAAAUAGUAUGUGCACAUGUUAUUAAAUUAAUAAUAAAUAGUGCAUAGAUUAUUGUGAUUACAGUAAAACAAUCAGUUUUCUCUUU